Molecule: messenger RNA, 1089 nt
Organism: Trachemys scripta elegans
Lineage: Eukaryota; Metazoa; Chordata; Testudines; Emydidae
Product: phospholipase A2 inhibitor and Ly6/PLAUR domain-containing protein-like
Exons: 5
Coding region: 3-704 (233 amino acids)
Source: RefSeq, a predicted model, not a curated record
CCAUGCCCGCCCCAUGCGUCCUCUGCCUGCUCGCCGCGCUCCUGGCUGUGGCUGACGCCCAGACAACAGCAAGGUCCUGUUACCAAUGCAAGAACCGUAAUGCAGGGAGAUGCUCUGAUGUGCCAAAGCCCUGCCCUGCUGGUCAAGGCGCCUGCCUCAGUGUCUGGGAAGCAAACACGCUGGUCAAAGGAGCUGUUAAAAAUACCGGCACUUUCUACUCCUGCGUCCCCUCAACCAUCCUCUCCAGGAACAUCUCCCUCUUCUUCGGGAAUGGGGUGUAUGUGGAGAUUCAAUCCCAGAUCUGCUCUGUGAACGACUGCAAUAACGCGUUCACUCCUGUCUGGCCGAUCAUCAACACCGUCUACACGGGAGGCCGGUGCCCGAUCUGCUUUGCCCCGGGUCGGAGCAGCUGUUCCAGCAAGGAGACCCUGCAGUGCGAGGGCCGCGCCAGCCAGUGCAUUUCCAUCAGCGGGCAGAUCUCGGAAGAUGACAUCACGAUACCCUUUGCAGCGAAAGGCUGUGCCACCCCACACGCCUGCGCCAUCGAGAAGGGCGUGAUUCUGGAUUCAGGAGUGUUCACCUACCAAAUAACACAGACUGAGUGUUACACGCCCAGCGGCGCUCAGCGGAUGCUGGGCCCCUUCGGCCUGGGCAGCAUCUUGCCCAGUCUGGCUGGGCUCCUGGCAGUGAAAUUCCUCUCUUAACGCCCCCUCUGUGUCACCCCCCGCCCAGGGGGAUCCAUCCAGCAGCUGAAUGAUGCCCUCAUGGUCUGUGUGUCUCUCUUCUCUCCCCCACCCACCCGUGCCUCAGUUUCCCCAUCUGUGUCCAAAGGAUAACAAUGUUGAACUGCUUUUGCAAAGAUCCAGGGAUUCAGGGCCCAACCCAAAGCCCACUACAGCCAGAGUGGGAGGAGGGGGCGGGGAGUCUCUGGACAGACUGUGAUGUGCUGUGUUACAGCGCUGAGUCUUAUUGUAUUCCACAGCAGCCCCCAAGAUUCCAGCCUGGGGACAGAACCCAGGAGUCCGGGCUCCCAGCCCCCCCAGCUCUAACUCACCAGCCCCCACCCCCCUCCCAGAACUAGGGAGAGAA